CUACAUCUACCUUUCCAACAUCAGAACCAACAUCAGAACCAACAUGGCUGCCAUAAUGACUAACUGAUGUGACAAUCGAUGGUGCUCCAAUUGUUUUAUAAAUGUUAUACAAAGAAUCUACAUGUUAAUAAUCAAGUGAUAGAGUGAAUUGUAGUAGUUGAGUUGAACGAUGAGUUUUUCGGUGAAGAAGACGGGUGGGCGGAUGUGGCACGAGGCCAGGAAGCAGGAGAAAAAAAUUCGGGGGAUGCUGGUCGAUUACCGUCGACGGGCUGAACGUCGGAGGGAUUAUUAUGAAAAAAUCAAAUCUGAUCCCACACAAUUUCUUCAACUUCAUGGACGACCCUGCAAGAUACACUUGGAUGCGGCUAUUGCAGCGGCCGGGGACAGCCCAGCAAACAUGAUGCCCUGGCAGGGUCACGAGGACAACCUAAUCGACAGAUUCGACGUCCGCGCCCACCUGGACUGGAUCCCCGAGCCCCCCAACACAAUCGACAUGGACGUGGCCCUGACGAGUGAGGACAGACACAUAAACUACGAGCGCUACCGCAUAAUCGUGCAGAACGAGUUUCUCGGUGUAACCGAGGAGAAGUUCCUCCACCAGAUCCACCUGGAAGAGCAGUUUGGCUCCUCCACGAAGCCGGACUCAAUAAAGGACAAGAAGAAAUCGAGUAACAACGCAGCAAUUGGCUACAACUACGAGACAGACGAGCCCAUUCAAGAGGCCAUUCGUCCGGACGCAAACUCCUCGGAAGAAAAACCUGACGACGAGGACAGUGAUAUAGACCUGGACAUCUGCGUCGACGUCUCCCAGAUCGAGCCCUCGCAGGCGCACGAGAUGAACCAAGUGGCGCAGAAGUACGGUCUCAUGGGGGCUGACUACUUCAGCUUCCUGACGCAGGACUUUGAGGAAGCUGAGACCCUCAGACAAGCCAGGAAGCAGGAGGAGGAGAAGGCCAUGUACUCCGGGAGGAGAUCCAGGAGGGAGCGUCGGGCCUUCAGAGAGAAGAAGAUGAUUGGGAGGGUGAUGAGUCCCCCCAGUUAUGCGGCUCGAGAGAGCCCAGAGUACAAUCCCUACAGGAAGUCAUCCUCCAAGUCUCGAUCCAGAUCUGCUUCGCCAGUGAAUGCUGGACAGAUUACUUACAUCACGAGCUUUGGGGGGGAGGAGGAGGCGCAGGGGAGUUGCUCCCAGGUGACGCCCUCGACUGCCAAGAAAGUCAAUUAUUCACACUUGAGGAGGAGGAGGUCGGAGAGUCCUGUGAAUGAUCGAGCGAGGAGGAUCAGCAGGUCGAGGUCUAGGAGUCGAUCCAGAAAUCGAUCGAGGUCGUACAGGUCGAGGGACAGGAGGCGGAGUGUUUCUAGGUCCAGGAGGAGGAGGGGAUCCAGGAGGUUCAGGUCGAGGACGAGGAGCAGGUCGAGGAGGAAUAGGUCCAGGCACAGGAGGAGCAACAGCAGGUCGAGGUCGUCGUCCUCGUCCAGGUCGAGGUCGAGGGGCAGGCGGUCUAGGAGCACCUCCUCCAGCAGUAGGUCGAAGUCUAGGAGCAGGUCGAGGAGCAGAUCCACUGGGGAGCGGAGGAAGGUGCGGUAUUCCAAGAGCAAGAGCAGGUCGAGGUCCAGGAGUAAGAGCCCGGCGAGGUCCAAGUCGAGGUCCAAGAGCAAGACGAGGGGGAGCGUUGCUAGGAGGUCACGGAGUCCUGAGAAUAAGACUUCUGCGUUGCCCAGGUAUUAUGGUCGACGCGGGAAAUCGUCGAGUUUAGAGCUUGAAUUGUCUGAUAACGAGGACAAGAAUUUGCAUGAUGCACCAAAACCACCAAAUAUUAGUACAAACGUGAACAAGCCAAAAGCAGGGUUAAGUACAAAUUCUGGUGCCGGACACAAAUCGGUGAAAAUCACACCUCAGGAGCGGCUUAAGAAGAAGAUGCAAGCCUUGUUGAAUCGUCAAUAUAAAGCUGAUAAAAAAGCUGAACAGGCAAGAAUUGAAAAGAUGGAACAACAGAGACAAGAUCGUGAGGAUGAAAUUCGAGAAAUGUCUUUGAAACUGAGAAGAAAACAACGUGAACGAAGGCACAGAUACGAAGGCCACAGUUCAGACUCCCGCUCGUCAUUAUCAAGAUCUCCAAGCCCUGUGCGAACUCCACCACGAAGACGAGAAAGACGUGAUCGUGAUUCGAGAAUAGAUGUUGAUAAUGAUCGAGACAGGACAAGAGAUCGAGAGAAAGAUAGAGAGAGAGAACGUGAUAGGGAUAGGGACAGAGACAGAGACAGGGAGAGGGAUAAAGAGCGAGAUCGGUACGACGACAGGGAGAAGAGUCGACAGGACUCUAGGAGACGACAUCGUGACUCCUCUCCACGAUCGCUGAGUCCUCGAAGUAAUAACAGGGGACUAGUCGACUAUUGAAGCAAACACAAAUCAACAUUACACCCGAGGAAUGCCAAUAAAUCUAUUAAAUCUCUCACUCUAAUUGAACUUUUAUCAUCUUCCUAAAAUUGUUGCUAGAUCAGUAAGAAAUUUUUUUGAACCACGAGGGCUCAAUUUAUUGUAGAGUCCUUGGGGUCUAGAUCGGCGUUGUGUUUUUUUCACAAUAAAGUAUAUACCAGGA
Molecule: messenger RNA, 2597 nt
Organism: Diachasma alloeum
Lineage: Eukaryota; Metazoa; Arthropoda; Insecta; Hymenoptera; Braconidae
Product: CLK4-associating serine/arginine rich protein
Exons: 9
Coding region: 170-2395 (741 amino acids)
Source: RefSeq, a predicted model, not a curated record